Paraphaeosphaeria sporulosa is the source of this 1563-nucleotide messenger RNA. RefSeq names its product cytochrome P450. Gene Ontology annotation, molecular function: heme binding; oxidoreductase activity, acting on paired donors, with incorporation or reduction of molecular oxygen; monooxygenase activity. The transcript has 4 exons. The record is from RefSeq and is a predicted model, not a curated record. NCBI's taxonomy places the organism in Eukaryota, Fungi, Ascomycota, Dothideomycetes, Pleosporales, Didymosphaeriaceae. The coding region runs from base 1 to 1563 and encodes 520 amino acids.
AUGGGUGUCUUCGGCAUCUUGUCUCUCAUUAUCACGCCCUUCGCGCAGCUCGUGUUUUCCGUGUUCGGCUUUGUGUUCACAGCCCUCGUCCUACGCAUCGUUUACUGCCAGUUCUUCCAUCCCUUGUCGCAAUUUCCAGGGCCAUGGUGGGCGACAUCGUUCUCGCUCGUCGGCGCCAUCAUCUCCGUCAAGCACAGAGAGCCUCAAUUCCUCACCUAUUUGGUGAACAGAUAUGGCACUGAUCGGCCAAUCCGCAUCUCGCCCACUAUGCUGAUUUUUCCGCGCCCUUCGGCCGCAAGAGACAUAUACUGGGACCCGAAGUGUAACCUCAAGAGUGGGCUGUAUGGCACGGGUGCGCUGGGUCCACCAUCGCUCUUCACGACGCUUGAUGGCGAGCAGCACAGGCAGCUGCGCAAGGCGCUGUCCAAUGCGCCGUGGACGAUUGGGCAGCUGAAGAAUAGGUGGGAGCAUCGGUUUGAUGAGCAGGUUAUAAUUUUCAUUGAGAAGAUGAGGGAGCAUGUGGAAGCGGGGAGAGUCGUGUGUUUGAGCGACAAAGUGGCGGAAUUUGCGGCGGAUAUCAUGAGCAUGAUUUCGUUCACGAACGCCUUUGGCUGUGUCAAGAACCAGCGCGAUGAGAAGCUCAUAUUGACGAACUGGAGGAUCGGGCUCGACUUCUUCGGGUUUGUGGGCCGCUUCAGGUUUUUCCGGGAGAAGAUCAUUCCGAUGCCGUAUGUUGGGCGGUACUUUCUCCCUUCUAUAGACAAUGAGUUGGGCAUGGGAUGGCUGAUGUGCGAGGCUGAUAGGCAGGUUACGGCUCGGGAGAAGUUGGUUGCAGAGAAGGGGUUCGACGACACACCGGAUUUCCUACAGCACUGCCUCGAAGCGCGCUACUCCGAUGGUUCUCCCCUAACACCAGUCCAAAAGCGCUCUCACGUCACUCUUCUCAUCCAAGCCGGAGCCGACACAACCGGUACUGCGCUCGGAUCGAUCCUGCGUUUCAUCACCACCACUCCUGGCGUAUUCGAUCGCGCUCGCGCGGAAAUUGAUGAAGCAGAUCGCGCCGGACACCUCUCGACACCUAUUCUAUAUGAAGAAACGCGCCGGUAUCUGCCCUACUUCGUAGCCUGCAUCAAAGAGGGCGUCCGUUUGAACCCAUCUGCCACUAAUCUCUUCGCACGCAUCACUCCAAAGGGCGGCAAGGUCAUUGAUGGCCACUUCAUCCCUGAGGGUGCAGAAAUUACGACCUAUGCGUAUGUGAUGCAGAGGGAUAAGAAAUUCUAUGGAGAGGACGCGAACGAUUUUAGGCCGGAGCGGUGGUUGGAAAGCGAGAAGAGGUCGAAUGAGCUGGAGGCGGUGCAGUUUUCGUUUGGAAUGGGGCCGAGGAUAUGUAUUGGGAAGGACAUUGCGUAUAUGGAGAUGUUCAAGUUACUGCCUGAGGUCGUGAGACGCUUUGACAUUGAGGUUCUCCAAAAGGGCAAGUAUGUUGUUGCAGGUGGGGUUGCGUACAACCAGCAUUUCAUGGGAAGGUUUGUGGAAAGGAUGAAGGGAAAGGGGAUUAUGUGA